Molecule: messenger RNA, 360 nt
Organism: Zingiber officinale
Lineage: Eukaryota; Viridiplantae; Streptophyta; Magnoliopsida; Zingiberales; Zingiberaceae
Exons: 2
Coding region: 1-360 (119 amino acids)
Source: RefSeq, a predicted model, not a curated record
AUGACUCCAAAAGAGGCGACCGACGUAACACCAUUCCAGCUGAUAUACGGAGGAGAAGCGGUGGUUCCUGUAGAGGUUGAAGUAGAAUCCGACCCGAUGCGACUCUACGACGAGGCAAAUGGCGAGCGAAGGUUAAUGGAGCUCGACUUGGUGGAUGAAACGCAGGAUAAAGUGGUCGUUCAGCUAAUGGUCGGUGAUAUGGUGUGGAAGAAAAUCAAGUCAGUCGGCAACGUCACCAAACUUGAGGCACCAUGGGUGGGACCUUACAAGGUCGUACAGAAACUCCACUCGGGGGCCUAUUACUUGGAAAAUGAAAACGAGAGACGACUCAAGCAGUCGUGGAGCGCAAAUCAUCUCUAA